Messenger RNA from Symbiodinium necroappetens, 615 nucleotides. The record is from the annotation of a GenBank genome assembly. Lineage: Eukaryota; Dinophyceae; Suessiales; Symbiodiniaceae.
AUGGACGCCUGGGAGCUAGGCCCUCCUGUGAAACCGUCGGCUAAGCGUGUUGCUCUGGGGACCGAGAGGGACAUGGCAAAGGCUGUGCAUCCCAUUGCCAGGUUGUGCGUCAAGAACUUCGAAGUAAGAGAACUCCAGGCUGCCUGCUUUGUGACGUUCAUCCUCCCCAAAUCCUGCCCCUACGUCCAAGCCGUGUUCAAUGCCACGAAGCAUCAUGCGGAGAAGGCCAAGAGCGCGCAGUCGGGCAAGUGUGAACGCCCGCAAGGAGAGCCCCACGUACAUGCUUGGGCAGGGUUGUUGAGGGUGGCAUUGAAAGAUGAGGCCCUCAACUCUUAUGACCGGCAGGCCAUCGAGCAGCAUCGUGCAGUGUCGACGGACCCGCUUGUCAUGUCCGGUAUCGUAUAUGUGUGCAAAGUCCGCAAAGCUUUUGACCGAGACAGCAUGAAGAUGUUUUUCUCGGUGCAUCGUGAUGCAAAGCCCUCGCUGGCGGCCUUGACAAAGGGAGUGAUCCAUGCCGGUGGCAAACUCAAGCGAGGGCAGGCCCCACGAAGCGGGCUGGAGAGGGAGGUUCAAGAAGCGGUAGACCACUUGACUGAGAUCUUGGGGAGCAAUUGA